Molecule: messenger RNA, 6355 nt
Organism: Coregonus sp. 'balchen'
Lineage: Eukaryota; Metazoa; Chordata; Actinopteri; Salmoniformes; Salmonidae
Source: the annotation of a GenBank genome assembly
AUGGCUACUUUACAAGGAACAGUGCCUCGAAUGAUGCGCCCUGCGCCAGGCCAGAACUACCCCCGCACUGGAUUCCCUCUGGAAGGUAUGGCAUAUUAUUUUACUUGGAAAAUCUUUCUAGAGAGUUGCAAGAAAAACUAACUCGUCAGCUUGGAGGCAGGUUAUAGCUCAUCUUUGUGAAAUAUUAGGAAAUAUUAGGCAAUUGUGUUUUCGAUUUGUUGUAGCUCAUCUUUGUGAAAUAUUAGGCUAUUGUGUUUUCGAUUUACCUAUUGAUUUAUGCCUACAAGGACAUUGAAAUUGUUGUUUUAUAUUUCAGAGUAGACAGCCUAACAUUGCUUGACAGGCCUACAUGUUGAUUUUAGAAGUAUAGGACUACUUUUAAAUGAUUAUUUAUAAUGUUUACUUUAUGCAAAUGUUCAAUGACAAUAUGGAUGAUCAACAUUUGACUUCAUAUAAUUUUUUAUGCGUAAUAGACCUAUCCUCCUGUUUAAAAGUUACCAAACCAAUGGUGACAUUGUUGCUAAGAUAAUUUUAUAAUUCAAAUGAUAAACUAUGCGAGGAAACAAAAUAUAUAUCUUAGCAUAUGCGCGGAAAAAUACCAAUUUGUAUUUGCAUGUAUUUAUGGGAAUCGUUCCCAGUCACAGCGAGUUCGUUCGUGCUCAAGAGCUUUUAACGAAAAUACACAAAACCACGUAGCUUGUAAGUUACUGAAGCUCCAGGAUUUGUUGAAGUAUCUUGCUGCUGCAAAUGGAAAUAAAAUACACAGCAAAGAGAUGGCUCAAAGGAUCACAUCAAUAUUUGUACAGCAUGACUAGGAAUAAUCAAGGUGGAAAGUGCCACACUCUUUAGUGCCUCUUGAAUGCGAAAUUGGAUGCUCAAGUGCUCUAUGGCUCUAAUUAUACAUCCUGCCAGCCAGGCUGACUGGGAAUGAGUUUGUCUGCGUUCUCUAGUGAGAAUGGAUGGGCUGUGGGAUAUGUUUGAAAAGUGCCUAUAUUAUGGUAUAGUAUCAUCAACGUUACUGCUAUUCGACACGUCUAUACAAUUAUUAUUAGGCUAAUGUAUUAUUAUCAUGGUUGGGACGACGAUAAUGAUGAUGAUGAUGAUGAUGAUGAUGAUGAUGAUGAUGAUGAUAAUAAUAAUAAUAAUAAUAAUAAUUAUUAUUAUUAUUAUUAUUAUUAUUGUUAUUGUUAUUGUUAUUGUUAUCAUUAUCAUUAUUAAAGGUAUGUGUGAGUAGCCUAUAUGAUUGAUUGCAUUUAGGCAUGCAAUUGAUAGUCAAGAACUAUACAGGCCUAGGACUACUCAUUUUGUAUCUAAUUAUUGUCUAUGUGAAAUAACUAUCGGUAAGAUAUCAAUUAAUUAUAUAGCACCAAACCAAUUUCACAUCAACAUAUGUAAUUGUUUAUCCUUAGCCUAUUUUCACGUUACCCUCUUUGUCAUUGCAUUGUUGUCUAACUUGAUCUCUUGCGCAUUAAACUUUAACAAUAUCAAUAUCAUCAGGACAAUAUGCAGGACCUGAAUAUGUUUAUUGUGGAACAGUAUCAACCCCCCUGGGCCAAGGUCGGGUGAACCAGCUCGGUGGAGUGUUCAUCAACGGGAGGCCGCUGCCAAAUCAUAUCAGACACAAGAUAGUAGAGAUGGCACACCACGGCAUCCGACCCUGCGUAAUCUCGCGACAGCUACGAGUUUCCCAUGGUUGCGUCUCCAAAAUCCUCUGUCGGUACCAGGAGACCGGUUCGAUUCGUCCCGGGGCUAUAGGAGGCAGCAAGCCCAGGGUGAGUGGAGGACUAGUCUCUACAUUAUUUCACAAUCGACAAACUUCAGAUACAGUCUUCUUCUUCGUUUUCUUCUUCGUCUUCUUCAGUUAUCAUGUCACGUGCAUUUUACGCACCUGCAUGCAUGCAUGAGGCAACCUUUUCAACAUACAAACAUAGUUAGGACUAUAGCCUAGAAGUUAUUACUAUAGGUAUUGCAUGUAGUAAAAUACAUUCAGUUUUGUGUGGGUACGAUUUGUGAGGUAGCCUAUGAAGACAUGAACCAUAGGCCUACAUCUCGAAAACAAAAAAGUCACUAGGCCUACAAUCAGGAAGUCGUCUAUAGGCCUUGGUUUGAAAUGUCGAAAGAAGGCAUGCGCCUCCAUUUCAAAUUCCCCCUCAUGGAAACAAGUAUAUAUUUCAUCUUUGUUAUAUGUGUUUGUAUCCAUAUACAUUAACAUAUCAUGUUCUUCAUGUGACUUAAAAAUUGCUUCGACUUUCCCCUCUCUGUGUUUGGCCGUUGUACAUUUUCAAACCCACAGCAGGUAGCAACUCCCGACGUGGAGAAGCGGAUUGAGGAGUACAAGCGAGAAAACCCCGGGAUGUUCAGUUGGGAAAUUCGGGACAAGCUGCUGAAGGACGGGGUGUGCGACAGAAGCACUGUUCCUUCAGGUGAGGCUUCAUCUGGUAAGCAACUUUUCCUUCUUAUGGUGAUUACUGUAAGACUAUAGUCCUGUAUGCACAUAUUUGGUAUGCAGUUUUCACUUCUUUUACUUCUAUUUUUGUAACUUCAGAAUUGUUCACCUUGUCUUGACAUGAACCUAUAAAUAUGAAGAAAUAUAUCAUUCAUUUAUACACAAAAGUACUAGGACUUCAAUGUAAUCAAAGGCCUAUUUCGUUUUCUCUCAGUCAGUUCCAUCAGCCGAGUUCUGAGGGCCCGAUUCGGCAAGAAAGAUGACGACGACGAUUGUGAUAAGAAGGAUGAAGACGGGGAAAAGAAAACAAAGCAUAGCAUCGAUGGCAUUCUCGGCGAUAAAGGUAGGCCAACAAAGAAAAACGUCUGUUUAUUUUGCUAUAAAUUGUGACUAAAUCGUGUCGUUACUAUUUGUGGUAUUAAACAAUAAUACAAUGUAUGGUAGCCUAUAAACACACUUCCAUAAUAAUGCUCUAUUAGGCCCAUGAUUAAUUAUUCCAAUAGCAGCAUCAUCAACAACGAUUAUCAUUAUUAUUAUUAUUAUUAUUAUUAUUAUUAUUAUUAUUGUUAUUAUUUUAUAGUUAUUAUUAUUAUAGUUAUUAUUAUUAUUAUUAUUAUUAUUAUUACACUUUAGUAGACCCUAUUCCUAUUUUAUAACUAAUCAUUAUUAUAAUCAUUAUUACUUGGAGGUUAAGCUAUUACAGUUGUUAUUUGUUAUCAUGUUUUAUCGUUUUCAACUUGGUCAACAAUUUAUUUAAAUGUUUUUUUCUAUAUAUCUCUUGGGAAAUUCUUAUACAUUUAUGGUAAAUCGGAAGAGCCUCUCGCAGAUUGGUGCAUUCAUUCCUGCUUUUAAAGUCCCAGCUAGUCCUUACUCAAUUACUCAAUUAUUUAUGUGAGCCUGACGGAAGGUAUUUAGCUCCAGAAAAUUAAUUUGUGUAACAAAUUCCUCUCGCGCUCAUUUAACGAUCCCCCUAAACGACAGCUGACAGUUGACCCAUUUGACAAUCAAUGUCAGUUUAGUGGCUCUACAUCUCUUGUCAGUUAAACUGAGACGAAGAGGGCAACUUCUCUGCAGCCAUAUCCCUCUAAUACUCAUGGCAAUUAUAUUAAGGCAUGGACACAUUAACUAGUUGGUAACACACGUUUUUCAAACAAAUAGUUAACAUUUAAAAAUAACAACUCUUAUUGUGAAUGUUAUUUUUAACAUUAGGUAAUAGGAAUGCACGACAUUAUUGAUUUAUUUAGCUAAUCUUUUAAGAUAAUUCAAAUUCAUUGUUAAUUUAUAUUUUUGUAUAAGCCUAUAUGAAACAUUUCAUUCAGUUAGUAGGUUCGUGCUAUUGUGUCACUUGUCAGUGCGUUCUCUGUCAUUGAGUAGCCUAUAUGGAGAGAGAGAAAAUCACAGUGCUUAUACAAACCUUUCCUGAAAAAGACAAAGGUCGCCCUUUAAGAUGAUCAAACAUCCUUGAAUAGGGUUUAGAUAAGAGUGCACAAAAAGCUUUUUCCCAUAAAAGACACUGCCAAACUUCUUCAAACUUGAAGAUGAACUUCAGUCACACAACCUCUCUCCUCCAUUGACGCUUUUCUAAAGUGAAGAUUCCAAGGUACAAAGGUAAAUCCUAGAAAGCAGGGCAGCAAAAGGGUCGGUCCAUUCUCAUUCAAAAACCCGCAAAGAGAGAGAGAGAAAAAAGUGUGGACAAAGGGCAGGGUAGAUAUAAAGGGAAAUGAAUUAUUCAGUACACCCCGCUGGUAGAUAGUUUUGUAAUAUUACGGAAUAGUCUGUUGGAGGAGAAAGCGCAUUUGAUGGUGCAAAACGGUUCUUUCUUUUUUUAAUGGCUUGUGUCCAUUUAUUCAUUUAGAGGUCGGACCAUUGUGUUUCUUAGCUGUGUAUGGUGUGCUUAAUCAUGGAAACAUUUUAGUUUUUCCGUUUGUAAACAGAUAUGCUUAAAACUUCAGGCAAAUUGACUUAUUGUACAAUUUCGGAUUCUGAUUUCGAAGAGAUUUUAUCAUGUUGCAUUCCAAGGUGAACUGUUGCCGAAUGUUUUAAGGUGAACUGUUGCCGAAUGUUUAACUGCAAUCUUAAUCUUAUUGCUAUUUUUUUCUGAUAAUGAUUAUAUUCUUAUUCAAUGCUUUACACACGAAUAAAAAACAGGAGUCCGUUUACCACGUUUUACAUCGAACAAUUUAGUCCGCCCUACAUUCUGAUAUAUUUAUUCUGAGAUAUGAAUUUGCUUGCAACGGUGUCACAUCAGAAUGUUGGAAACCUCGCAUAAUGAUCGUGUCAGAUCUGUCCUCAAUAGGUUAACUCAGAACACCAAACGUGCCUUUUAAUUCUAAAAAAGAUUCGUCUUCUCCCUAAUGCAGUUUACCAUCCAAAUGGUUUUUAAUAACGUUAAGACUUAUUAGAGCAAGUAGGCCUAAUGGUAACGCUGUCUGUUGAAUAGGCGGCUGUGUUGGAGUGGGGUGUAAUAGCUUGCAGGCAUGGUAAGAAAUGUAUUUAUCCCCAAUCAGCCCCUCACUCUCUGAAUUUGAAGCACAAACGUUAUGUUGAAGGGUUUUAAAGCAGAUUAAAUUUAGCCUUUUAUUUCUUUUCACUUUCAUCUCUGAGCGGGGCUCACAGUCGCUCGCCCUGGGCACAAAUUCAUGAGAUUUCUGGUUUACUUCAGAGAUAUUUAGAUGUAUUAAAUGUAUUUAUUUGUUUAUUUAUUUGUGUAUUCAUUUAUUUUAGUUUUACAUCACAUAUGUGUAAUCUGACGUGAUAAAACAAGUAGGCUAUUUAUGUAUAAUUUCAAGCAAAUUACAAUAGGCUAAGGCUAAAUAAGGGUAUGGAGAUAGAUCACCAUGGUGUGUGGAGAUUUGACAAAGUUAUACUGCACUUCCACGUUUGUAAACGGAACGCAGGCUCAUUAUCUAAUUUUGAUAAGAAUAUCCAUCCAUAUAUGCUUUCCACAAUUAACGAGCAUCCACCUGCCAUCUUCAAUAAUGCAGAGUGAUAGUGAGGGGCUGCGAUGAACGUGCCAAGUUUAAUUAGGCGACCAAUGGGGUGAAGGGGUUCCACAAAACGCCAAACGUGCAUGUUCUCAAUCCUGGAGAUAUUGUUUGUGCAUGAAUGGUCAGACCGCCAGGGAAAGAAUGAAUCCGUCCUUUUAAAAAGGACCAUCUGCAAUUACUAAACCAACAAACGGUCCUCUGUAGCCUGCAUGAAUUGGCAAGGUGGAGGCAAUGGACACUUCAGAAAAUCGUCGGAUUACCUGAGGUUCUCAAUCUAAUCAAACAGAGGCCAGACUGGCUUUCUGGGCGUUGGGAAGGGAUAAUGAGAGAGAGCAUCGGAGAGCCACUGUGGUGUCAGGCAAUCCGAGGCUCCGGGCUCGCUUUCUCUGUGCAUAUUCAAUUAAAUGACCAUGGGUGCCGAUUAAGAACAAGGUUGUUUUAUACAAAGGGACAGAAAAGAAUCACUUCAUCUAUGAGAUAACAGAAAGGGUGUAGCCUUUUUGAAAUGACAAAAAAGUUAAACAAGUUAAAACGUGUAAAGACCAAAAUAAAGAAGCAUUCAAAUUAGUGAGUUCUAGGCGCACACACACAGACACACUCACGCACGCGCACGCGCACGCACACGCACACGCACACGCACACACACACACACACACACCCUCUAUGUCUACGAAAUAUAAUGUAGCUAUAUUUCGGGGUCUAAAGCUGUGCUGAAUGAGAAGGACAGGGGAAUGAAGCGAGAACCCACUUCAAACAAAUCCAUCUGGAAUAGGCUAGCGUGUGAGAGAGAUUUAGUGAAAGUAUGGGGAAGUUAUUUAGCUAUUAUUUUUCCUCAGGCAUUGAGAGUAACUCCAUCUGCACUUUCUUCCAGCUAUUUGGCUGGGUUGAAAUAGAGGGAUACCCAAAUGUUGGGCAGAGAUAA